GCGACUGACCCUCAGAGGAACACAUGAGUGAGGGGUGGAAUCUCCAUCUCGGCACUCUCAUUCAUAAUAACUUUACCCAGGUGGUCCAUGGUAUUUCUAUGCAUUCAAAUUAAACUAUACACUUUUUUAACUAUUAAAAAAAAUCUGAUCUGAUUUGAGAUAUUCUGAUCCUGUAAACUUGUGAACCGCUGAGAAAACCGCUGAUAACUUAGUUUGACACGCGCGCAUCAUGUGAUCGACAGUGCAGGUUUUGUCAGACAGGAACACUGAUUGGAAAUAAAGGAUUAUAAUCUCAUUAAACAUGCACAGUGUGAUCCGGCGCUAUCAGGCCUCCGACCGGGAGGCUGUGGAAAGAGUUUUCCGAGAGGGAAUAGAGGAGCACAUCAAUCCUGCGUUCCUGUACGCCAUGACCCGACCACUGCACAUCACCGUGAGCCUGUUCUUCUACAUGGGCUCGUAUGUGUGGGGUGGACAGUCGGUGCUUCUGGCCCUGCUGUCUGGAGGAGCCUGGAUAGGUCUCGUGCUCUUCUGCUGCCACGAGUUCUACGCCGGAUACGUGCGGGCCAGACUGAACACCGAUAUGCAAGAUAUUGCGGGUUACUACCUCAGUAAUCCAGACAACUGCUUCUGGGUUGCCGAAGCUGAGGUGAGCGGCCGGCCUCAGAUUUUGGGGAUGGUGGCCGUCGAAGGGAAAAAUGACCCGGGAAGUGAUGGGAAGAAGUAUGGCGAGAUUUACCGCAUGAUUGUUUCGUCCACCUGCCGCCGUACCGGUCUCGGUCGACAGCUGGCUAAAACUGCCGAAGACUUCUGUAGGGAACGUGGCUUCUCAAAGAUCGAGCUCUCCACCUCUUCUACGCAGAGAGCAGCCGUGGCGCUGUACUUUAAGCUGGGCUUUAAACUCGUCCGGGUUCACACGCAAUCCGAGUUCCCGAAGUGGAUGAUCUGGAUGACUAGAGCCACGAUUCUGACCAUGGAGAAGAACAUCUGAUCAUUAACUUUUUAACUAAAGGCUGACAGUUUAUAGGCUACUGAUUGUCUUUAAUAAUCAUAGCUUAGUAGCACUGACAAGUUUUAUAGCACUGUUUUCCACAUCACACAAAUGUUAUUAAAUUUGCUAUUAAAGAUUUUUCACUUUUAUGAUUCUGAAUUGGAUUAUUUCUUUUUUUUUCUUUUUUAAUUUAGUUUUACAGGGACAUUGUACAUUAAUAAAACAUUCCUGUAAAUGUACCAGAAUUAGCCAAAGGCUAUUUUUCAUCUGUAGUCCCCUGGACAAGAUGUUACAAGUCAACCUAAAGAAAAAAAAAAAGAUUAAAAAUACAUAAUAGAAACUUUAAUAAUUACACAAUACCAUAAAAAGCUAUUUAAACAGUUUUGAUCAAUUAAAAACAAUCAAGCAAAAUAAGAACAAUAAUAGGGUGGCUAGCAGAUAUGAAAUUCUAAUGCUGACAAAUCUGAGUACUGAUUAACCAAUUUUUCAACCCUAAAUAAAGCAUAUGUGUCUAAAUCCC
Molecule: messenger RNA, 1508 nt
Organism: Pimephales promelas (fathead minnow)
Lineage: Eukaryota; Metazoa; Chordata; Actinopteri; Cypriniformes; Leuciscidae
Gene: nat8l2
Product: N-acetyltransferase 8-like 2
Molecular function (GO): N-acetyltransferase activity
Source: RefSeq, a predicted model, not a curated record